AUGUCGGAGAUAAUUGAUCCGCUAGCGAACGUCAACGAGGAAGUAUACUUCUCCAAAUUCAAAACUUUCCGAUUUGGCAACCAGAGCACAGUAUUUGCUCAAUGCACAGUGCAAGUAUGCCUUGAUGGUGCGGAAUGUGUACAGAACUGCUUCAAACGGAUAUCGAACUCAAAUCUGACAGCUGAGCGACUUCGAUUCCGUCAUCGAAGGUCUCCCAAGCUACCCUACAGCAAAACCGAUUUCUACGAGCAAGUAUCUGUACGCGAGUCAUUAACGAUUCUUGAUGAGCUGGAAACAGAAGAAGGUAAUCUUGUGAUUUAG
This is a messenger RNA of Cylicostephanus goldi, 321 nucleotides long. The record is from the annotation of a GenBank genome assembly. NCBI's taxonomy places the organism in Eukaryota, Metazoa, Nematoda, Chromadorea, Rhabditida, Strongylidae.